UGAUCACAACAUCGUACACUCUUCGGUAACUUCGUCGAUUCGUAUCCCGAAAUCGUCCCACAACAACGAUGCAUGUUUGUCGCUUCUGUCUCCGAUGGACGGAACCUACUGUGGACGUAGAAGAUCAGGUGUUACUGGUAAAGAACAUUUUUGGUCUCGAGAUAGAUUGUGCCACCUGGUUUCCUCGGAAUGUGUGUGAAGAGUGCUGUACGCGGCUAGAGCAGUGUGUUCAAUUUUAUGAACAGGUAAUGAAGGCAGAAAGGUCACUCCAGAACCUCCACGAAGGUGGUGUGCUGGAGCCACUGUUGGCCGAACCUAAGGAAAGCGGUGAACCAUUUGGUGGUAUUGAUUUAUCUCCCAAAGAAAAUGCUGAUGAGAGCGAUCCAGCCUACUACGUAAUGGAUGAGAUUGACGAUAAUCAACCGGCUCAGCCGCUGCACGAGGAUCUGGGCGGUGGAUAUAAGGAUUUAAUCGAGGAACCUAUGAGUAUGCUACCAAAAGAGAGGCUGGUAGAAAUUCAGAUUGAAGCUGUUGAAGAACUCGAAAUAGUGUGUGCACCAACGAAGACGAAUGAGGUGCAUUAUCAACAGGAACACCUUUUGCCCUUUGUGCAACAAGUACGUGAAGACAAACAGGUUGGUGGUAUUGAAAAAUCAAGUAACGGAAUGCUGCAUUAUGAAUCAACUAACAAAUCGGAAUCUAGAAUAGUUGAUGAAGAUACCAAAGAAGCUUGUCAAAGCAGGCUUGGUCGUGAAACACGUAGUGCUAAAUCCGCAUCCAACAUGAAAGUGCCAACGGAAAAGAUCGAUAGGAUUCCUAACAAAUGCUUUAUCUGUGAUACGGUGUUUGCAACCGUAACGGAACUACAAAGUCACCUGUACGACCACGAGAAAAUACUGCCCUAUCGUUGUGAUAAAUGCAGCACGGCGGAACAUCCGAUCGAAAUACGUACCAUCAUUUCCCUAAACAAUCAUCUUGAAACGCAUCGUUACAAAUUAGUAUGUAACCGGUGUCCGUUGCGAUUUCGAAGUUAUACCAGCUGGUAUGAGCACAACAAAAAAAGGCAUUCCGAGCUCCGGUCCUACACUUGCAAUUUGUGCGGGAUGAAUUUUGAGGUGAACCGUAAAUAUUUGAAGCACAUGAACGGCCACCGGAAUAAGCAGAUGGGGCGAUACAAAUGUACCACGUGCGCGAAGGUAUUUGAAACCUCAACUGAGCUGAAACGGCACGAGAAGAUUCACUUGAGUCAACCCGUCUUCAAAUGCCCGGACUGUACGCGUGGAUUCAAUCAAGAGUGGAGCCUAAAACUGCAUCAACGAAGGCACCGUCAGCAUAGCGAGGUGUACCGGUGCAUCCAGUGUCCCGGGAAAUAUGCAAAUUUCACCGAUUGGAGACGCCAUAUGAAGGAGCACUUUCCGGAGGAUGAGCGUUACUGGGAGCUGCAAGAUGUGCUGCCUGCCUCGUUGCAGGAUGCGGGCGAGUAUCCGAAGGGUUGCGCUGAACCGGGCUGCACCUACGUGGCCUCCUCGUUGCAGUUGAUGUGGAUGCACUAUCGCACUCACUAUAAGGCGUUUGAGUGUCAGCAUUGUCCUCGGAAGUUCUCAAACACGACGAAUCUACGACAGCACAUCGAUCUGGUUCACCGUGGCUUAAGACCACACGAGUGUGGGAAAUGUGGAAAACGCUUCGGCUACCGCCAUAAGCUGAAGGAACACAUGAACAUGCACGACGGGGUGCGCAACCUACAGUGUAGGUACUGCGAGAAAAGUUUUACCCAUAGCUCGCACUUGACCGUCCACGAGCGGGUGCACACGGGUGCAAAACUGUACAUGUGUGAUCUUUGCGGUCGACGGUUUCGAACGUCAUCGGCAUUCGCGAAGCACCGGUCCCAACAGGAUCAAACCACUGGUGUCCAUGUGGCGAGUACACGUUGUGUACAACAGCAGUUCAAACAGUUGCAACAACAUCAACCGCAGGUUGAUGAGAGCAUCUGAAACAAUGAGCUCAAGCAAGAGGGACAGGAGGUAGAAGGUAAACUUUGUAGACCAAAAACAGAGUCACAGAGACAUACGUUUGUUCUAAAUAAUGAAAAUUGAUACUUAAAAAAAAAGAAAUUUUACCAACUAACUAUAAUUUGUUAUAUCAUAUAACCCUACUAUCGGCAUGAGUAAGGAUAGGUAAAAAAAUCGCAUCGAAAUAUCGGUGGCCAUAU
This is a messenger RNA of Anopheles coustani, 2212 nucleotides long. Its product is annotated as zinc finger protein 260-like. Gene Ontology annotation, molecular function: DNA-binding transcription factor activity, RNA polymerase II-specific; zinc ion binding; RNA polymerase II cis-regulatory region sequence-specific DNA binding. The record is from RefSeq and is a predicted model, not a curated record. NCBI's taxonomy places the organism in Eukaryota, Metazoa, Arthropoda, Insecta, Diptera, Culicidae. Gene Ontology annotation, biological process: regulation of transcription by RNA polymerase II. The transcript is spliced from 2 exons. Bases 69 to 1994 code for a protein of 641 amino acids. Gene Ontology annotation, cellular component: nucleus.